AUGGCCUCCGUUACGAUACGGCCCGCAUCCCCGGCCGAUGCCCCCGCCAUCGCCGCCGUGCACUACCGCGCGCAGGAGAAAUACCACGGCUUCUACGGGGCGUUUUUCGUGCACAGCCCGCGCGACAUAUUGAUUCAGGCGACGGCGAGGGCGGUGAACAAGCCGGAGAAUGUGUAUUUGGUUGCUGUGGACGAGGAGGCGAACAAAGUAGUUGGGUUUGUGCGAUAUGUCGUGGAGGAAGAAAAGAAGAAAGAGGAGAAGGAACAAGAACCUGCUGUUGUUAGUGAGGGUGAGGGUGAGGUUGAUGCUGGGCCGUCGCUUUUUGGUGUCAAGGAGCAUUUGAAGGGGUUGUGGGAGGAGUUUAAUGAGAAGCAGGUUGCGAUGGAUGGGUGUUAUGAGAAGGCUGCUGAUGGGAAGAGACAUAUCUAUGUAAAUCACUUGAUGAUUGAUCCCGAUUACCAACGCAAGGGCAUCGGAGGAAAGUUACUGGCCGCCGUGUUAGCGAGGAGCGAUAAAGAGAGGGUUCCGACGUUUUUGAUGUCGUCUGCGGAGUCGCGCGGGUUAUAUGGCAAGAUGGGGUUCGAGAUUCUGGGGACGUGGAGGGUUGAUAAUGGGGAUUGGGCGGGAAGGGUGGUUGAGGUGGAGAAGGGAUUGGGGAUUGUUGGGAGGGAAGGGCUGGAGGAGGAGUUUAGGGGAGUUGGGGAGGUUGAGGAUGUUAUGGUGAGGACGGUGAGGUGA
Trichoderma breve is the source of this 738-nucleotide messenger RNA. RefSeq names its product acetyltransferase (GNAT) domain-containing protein. The record is from RefSeq and is a predicted model, not a curated record. Gene Ontology annotation, molecular function: acyltransferase activity, transferring groups other than amino-acyl groups. The coding region runs from base 1 to 738 and encodes 245 amino acids. NCBI's taxonomy places the organism in Eukaryota, Fungi, Ascomycota, Sordariomycetes, Hypocreales, Hypocreaceae. The transcript has 2 exons.